Molecule: messenger RNA, 7648 nt
Organism: Drosophila suzukii
Lineage: Eukaryota; Metazoa; Arthropoda; Insecta; Diptera; Drosophilidae
Gene: msps
Product: msps cytoskeleton-associated protein 5
Biological process (GO): mitotic spindle organization; establishment or maintenance of microtubule cytoskeleton polarity; centrosome duplication
Cellular component (GO): centrosome; kinetochore; spindle pole
Molecular function (GO): microtubule plus-end binding; microtubule plus end polymerase activity
Source: RefSeq, a predicted model, not a curated record
AUACUAUCGCGAGUGGUUACCCAGCUCUGGCGCGCAACGACGCUUGCGAAGAACGCAAAAAUUAUUAUUUAUUUACCUCACGCAAAACCGAAGUGAAUUCCGCUGCACAAAAGUGCCCCGAAGCGCGUGAAACAUAGUUAAGUUAUUGUUUAUUGCUUUAUUGUUGCUGCAGUACCUGGCAGCUGAAAAAAAGAGAGCUCGUCGGUGUGUCUUUGUCGGAUUAGUGUGCGUGCCUGAGUGUUGUGCCGUGUGUGAGUGUUGGUGUGUCGCCUGCGAAAAAUCGAAGUUAUUGCAUUGCGCAGCCCUUUAAAACCGCUGCCCCUGGCCAGCUGUCCACCCCCACAGGCCCCGCCACGCCCCCCGCUGCACGGCGUUACUUGGAUUCCCAAAUUCUGAUGAAUGUUGGUUGAGACAACUGCUUGCGCCCGAGACCACUGAGGAGAAUCCGCUGCUCAGACCGAAUUGAGUGGCGCCCGGAGCACCAACACACCAUGGCCGAGGAUACCGAGUACAAGAAGUUGCCGGUGGAGGAGCGGUGUGUCCAUAAACUAUGGAAGGCCCGUGUAGAUGGCUACGAGGAGGCCGCCAAGAUCUUCCGCGACCUGGACGACGAGAAGUCACCGGAGUGGUCCAAAUUCGCUGGCCUCAUCAAGAAGAUGGUGGUCGACUCAAACGCAAUGGCCCAGGAGAAGGGCCUGGAGGCAGCCCUCAUCUUUGUGGAGAACAGCGGCCUGGCCGGACGCACAGUGGGCGAUGUUAUGACCGGCAUCGUCCAGAAGUGCAUAGCGGCACCAAAGACAAAGACCAAGGAGCUCUCCGUCCAGGUGGCACUCAUGUAUGUGGAGAUCGAGAAGCAGGAGGCCGUCGUCGAAGAGCUGGUCAAGGGUAUGGAGGCCAAGAACCCCAAGAUUGUAUCCGCCUGUGUGGCAGCCACCACACUGGCCCUCCGUGAAUUCGGACAUAAAGUAAUAGGCGUAAAGCCCUUGAUUAAGAAGCUAGCCCCUCUAAUGUCAGAUCGAGAUAAAGCCGUCCGAGAUGAGGGCAAGCAGCUGGCCGUGGAGAUCUACCGCUGGAUCGGUGCAGCCAUGAAGCCGCAGAUAUCAACGUUGCCACAAGUAACGCUUAAGGAGCUGGAGGAUGAGUUCGAGAAGCUCAAGGGUGAACGUGCGGAGCCUUCUAGAUAUCUGAAAUCUCAGCAAGAGAAGCAAGCAAAGAUCGCCGACGCAGCAGCUGUCGAGGAUGCUUAUAAUGAAGAAGAUGGCGAUGCUGGGCCUGAAGAAAUCGAUCCCAUUGAUCUUCUCGAUCCCGUUGACAUACUCUCCAAAAUGCCCAAGGAUUUUUACGACAAGCUAGAGGAAAAGAAGUGGACACUGAGGAAGGAAUCGCUGGAGGUCCUAGAGAAACUGCUCACCGAAAAUCCCAAGCUGGAGAACGGCGAGUAUGGAGCACUAGUAAGCGCUCUGAAGAAGGUUAUUACCAAGGACUCCAACGUAGUCCUGGUAGCCAUGGCCGGCAAAUGUCUGGCUCUGCUGGCCAAAGGAUUGGCCAAGCGCUUUUCCAACUACGCAUCGGCUUGUGUCCCAUCCCUCUUGGAGAAAUUCAAGGAGAAGAAACCCAAUGUUGUGACCGCCCUGCGCGAGGCCAUCGAUGCCAUCUACACCUCCACCUCGCUGGAGGCCCAGCAAGAGUCCAUUGUGGAGUCGCUGGCCAAUAAGAAUCCAAGUGUUAAAUCCGAAACGGCUUUGUUUUUGGCCCGUGCCCUGACUCGCACUCAACCAGCCGCGCUAAACAAGAAGCUGCUCAAGCUUUUGACUACCAGUCUUGUGAAGACGCUCAACGAGCCGGAUCCCACGGUCCGCGACAGCAGCGCCGAAGCUCUGGGUACUUUAAUGAAGCUAAUGGGCGAAAAGGCGGUGACUCCCCUACUAGCCGACGUUGAUCCCCUCAAGAUGGUCAAGAUCAAGGAGUGUCACGACAAGGCAGAGAUAAAAAUCAAGGUUGCUGGACCAAAGAAGGAGGCAAGACCUGCUUCAGCACCGACUGCGAAAGCCGCUGCUCCUGCCAAGGCCACGGGAGGCAGUGUGGAUCCUAAACCAGUUUCCCGACCGGCCACCAGUGGGGCACGCAAGGUGCUGAAGAAGCCCGCGGCUGGUGCUGCGGGUGGAGGUCCAUCUGCCCCAUCUGCAGCCUCUAAAGCAACCGGAAAAGCUCUAGCCACAGAACGCGAAUUAACACCAGAGGAUUUGCAGGAAAAGUCCGAGGAAAUUCUACCAGCCGACAUACUUAAUGGAUUGGUGGACUCCAAUUGGAAGAACCGCCUCGCUGCCGUGGAGCAGCUUCUGGGCGAAAUCACCGGCUUCGAUGCCAAACAGGCGGGAAUAUCACAGAUCCUCAUCCGAACAAUAAGCGGGCGCAAACCUGGCCUAAAAGAAAUGAAUUUCCAGGUACUAAAGUUCAAGCUGGACAUAAUCCGCAGUGUGGCCGAGAACUAUCCGCUGACUACGACAACCGUAGACCUGGUGGUUAACGAAAUAACCGAGAAGCUUGCUGAUGCCAAGAACGGAGCAGCAGCUGCCGAUGUACUGACCGCCUUUGCUGAAGCCACCAAAUUGGAGUACAUCGUAGGCAAAGUGCUGAGCUUCGCCUUCGAGCAGAAAUCUCCAAAGGUGCAGUCGGAGGCCUUUAACUGGGUGGGCAAAUCCAUCACAGAGUUUGGCUUCCAACUGCAGCCAAAGACACUCAUCGAGGAUGUGCGAAAGGGUGUGCAGAGCACCAAUCCAACGGUUCGUGCCGCUGCCAUCCAGCUCGUGGGCAUCAUGUCUAUGUAUAUGGGCAAUGCCCUUAUGAUGUUCUUCGACAGUGAGAAGCCGGCUCUAAAGUCCCAGAUCCAAGUGGAGUUCGACAAAAAUGUAGGCGAAAAACCGCCCAAGCCGGUGAGGGGAGUUCAGCGCAGUAGUGGCGGAGCAGCUGGAAAUUCACCAGACAAUGAGGACGACGAUGGUGGUGCAGCUGGAGAAGAGGAACCUGUUAACAUGGCUGAUCUUCUACCCCGCGUUGACAUUGCCCCACAGAUUACAGAGGCACUGCUAAAAGAGAUGUCCGACAAGGACUGGAAGACUCGCAACGAGGGAUUGACUAAGCUGCAGGCCAUUAUUUCGGAGGCAAGGCUGAUCAAACCCAGCAUCGGGGACUUAGCUCCUGCUCUGGCGCACCGCCUGGUGGAUUCCAAUGCAAAGAUUGCCCAGACGACGCUUGCCAUUUGCGAGCAGCUUGCCACGGCCAUGGGCGCUGGAUGUCGCAACCAUGUGCGCACCCUGUUCCCUGGAUUUCUGCACGCACUCGGGGAUAACAAGAGUUUUGUAAGGGCCGCAGCGCUCAACUGCAUCAACAGUUUUGGCGAGAAGGGCGGCUACAAGGAGUUCUUCGAAAGCGAAAUGAUAGCCGAUGCUCUUAAGGGAGGAUCCCCCGCUCUGAAGACCGAGUUGUGGGCUUGGCUGGCGGACAAACUGCCAGGCCUUCCCCCCAAGUCGGUGUCAAAGGAGGAUCUACAUUCAAUGGUGCCGCACCUUUACGCCCACAUCUGCGAUCGCAAUGCCGAUGUGCGGAAGAACGCCAACGAGGCGGUGCUGGGUAUUAUGAUUCACCUUGGAUUUGACGCUUUGAACCGAGCUCUGGACAAGCAGAAGCCCGCCUCCAAGAAGGAUAUCUAUGCGGCCCUGGAGAAGGCCCGUCCUAAUCUCCCAGUAAAGCCGCUACCCAAGGGCAAACAGCAGGCCCCAAUACCCGAGGAACCAAAGGCCAAGACAGUGCGCGGUGGAGGAGCGAGUGGAAUCCAGAAGAGUGCCUCUGCCCGCGCUGCCGGAGGACAGGACAAAUUGCCUGCACCUGCGCGCAAGAAGGAGGAGGAUAUCGACACAUCGCCGCUUCUGGCCGCAAACAACUCUAAGAACCAGCGGUUGCUGGACGAGCAAAAAAUGAAGGUUCUCAAGUGGACAUUCGUAACGCCGAGAGAGGAAUUCACCGACCUAUUACGCGAUCAAAUGAUGGCGGCCAAUGUCAACAAAGCGCUGAUAGCCAACAUGUUCCAUGACGAUUUUCGCUAUCACUUGAAAGUUAUCGAGCAGUUGAGCGAAGAUCUGCCUGGCAACAGUAAGGCGCUGGUGUGCAAUCUGGACCUAAUACUUAAAUGGUUGACUCUGCGUUUCUACGAUACGAACCCUUCUGUGUUGAUUAAGGGUCUCGAAUAUCUGGUACAGGUCUUCCAGAUGCUCAUUGACCAGGAGUACAUUCUGGCCGAGAACGAGGGCAGCUGCUUUGUGCCCCACCUGCUUUUGAAAAUUGGAGAUCCCAAGGAUGCUGUCCGAAAUGGAGUGCGUCGUGUGCUCCGUCAAGUUAUAUUGGUCUUCCCCUUCGUAAAGGUCUUUGCCUAUGUGAUGGAGGGUCUUAAAUCGAAGAAUGCCCGCCAGCGUACCGAGUGCCUGGACGAGUUAUCCUUCCUCAUUGAGACCUACGGCAUGAACAUUGCACCCCAGGCGGCGGUGCGUGAGAUUGCUCGUCAGAUCUCUGACCGGGAUAACUCUGUGCGCAAUGCAGCACUCAACUGCAUUGUCCAGGUGUUCUUCUUGUCCGGCGAAAAGACGUACAAGAUGAUUGGCCAUCUCAACGAGAAGGAUCUCUCUAUGCUCGAUGAGCGCAUCAAGCGGGCCAAGAAGACAAAGAAGCCGACGCCUCCAGCAUCUGUCGAUAUGCCCACAGGCAGGCAAGCGGCUCAGCGACAUGACAGCAUCGAGAUCGAAGAUGCAGAGGUGGGCAACGGGUGCGACGAGCUGCCGCCACCGGACGAUGAGGGUUUGCAGCGAGAUUUAAAUGCGCGUGGGCAGAACAACCUGACGGAGCGGAGUGCCACCAAUGUGGUUGCCUACUUAAACUCCCUGACUCGACAGGCAACAUUUGAUCAGGCGCCUUCGUCACAGCUGCUUCUUCUCCAGCAGCAUCUUCACCAGCUGCAGCAGCAGACCCAGCAACAGAAGUCCAGCGGACCAUUUGGUUUGGACUCUCAGGUGAUCAGCGAUAUUGAAAAAGACUGGGUCCGCGUGGACCAAAUGGAAUCAAAGCCGCUACUGAACGUGGACAUCUCAUCACUUGACGAGCCCAUUAAGGUGCGACCCACUCGAGCCGGCAUUCACUAUCCGCAGGAGAAGUUUGAUCGCCUAAUUUCGCGGCAGCACUACAUGCAGCAGACUUUGACAACUUCCCCGUCGUCCACCGGCGGAAUGACCAGUGGAAUCUCGCCGUAUCGCAGCCCCAUGCGCAUGCAGAACCAGCAGCCGCCCCAGCAACUGGAGAACAAUGUACCGAACUUGGCUGAUGUUCUGCCCAAGCACGAUCCGCAGCUGGUCAAGGUUAUAAGGGGUGUGAGCAGCACGGACACCCUCAAGGCUCGAGCGGCCAUCAACGAGCUGGCCGCCAUCAUCGAGGCUCCGGAGAAGCAGGCCGUGCUGCGUGACUACGAGGAAAUAUUUAUUCAGAAUGUGCUGGCACAAUUCAAGAAUCUCUCACAGAUACCAUCGGCUCAGUCUGUGGUCGUAUACCAGCCGCUGCUCUCCAUUCUGUAUACAUUUUUCCAUGCCAACAUUCUGGGCAAAACGCUGAGCGUGGCCUGCAUCAAAAAUCUCAUGUCGGCGCUGCUAAACCUGAUGGCCGAUCCCAAGUUGGCCGUGGGCGAUGACAGUCAGUAUAACAAGGUUAUCAAUGGCAUCUGUCUUAAAGUGUUGGACAAGGUGGACUUUACGAAUUUAAACUGUGCAUUGAUACGUCUAUUGCGCGAGACUUGUCCGGAGGCUAAGCUCCCAAAGUUCACGGACCUGCUGAUGAAGUGCAUUUGGCGCAAUGUAAAGAUGCUGCCAGAGCGCAGCAAUGAGCUGAACUACGACGCCGUGAUCCUGGAGGUGCACGAGUUUAUGCUGGCCCUGCCCAGCACCUGGUGGCAGAACCGACCGUCGGAUACUCCGAUGCGCACGAUUAAGACCAUUCUGCACAACAUGGCAAAGGUUAAGGGUAAUGCCAUUCUGCAGCACCUCAACCAGAUUCCCACACACUCGGAGCUGCACACGUACUUGAUACGCAUCCUCAAGAAUUUCCAAAAGGAUGGCUCUGCGGCAGGAAUUGGCGCCUCCCCCCAGAGAGCCAAGGAGAUUGCCUCCAAGCGUAUCUCGCACCAAACUCAUGAUACAGUAUCUCAGAUCUUUAAGCUGAUCUCGGAUAGAGAUACCAAACAGCAAGGUCUCCAGAAGCUUUACGACUUUAAGCAACAAAAUCCAGAAAUCGAUUUAAGUACCUUCCUGCAAGGUUCCAGUGCCACUUUCCACAAGUACAUCGAGGAGGGUCUGGCCGAAAUCGAACGCAACCAGAACGCCGGAUCUGCACAGGCGCCGGAUAAUCGCACGGCAGCUAUUCGUUCUUAUCUCACAGAUGUCAACUACCAGAACACCGGUCACGAUGCCGAUUUUUGGAUGGACCGCCUUCAGUAUCACCUCUCCGGCGGAGGUGUGGCCGGUAAAUUGGCUUCUGCCCGUUCAGCAGACGAUGGAUCCCACAUGCUGGACAACAAGGUGGUCGACGAGAAUCUCUGCCUGAACGGGAUGAACUCACAGAAGGCGUCGCUCAUCAAGCGAGAUAAGCGCGACAUGUCGCCCAAUCGCUUGCAGGCUCUUCAGGCAAAGCUGGCGCAGAUCAAGAAGGAGAAUCAUGCCCAAUAAGUUGUGCGCUUCCUGUAGCUGAAAACCCUUAGCUAUAAUCAGCGGCAGCUAAACAUUAUACAGCAAAGAGAAACACUCAAAAACACACUGAACGAGCCAGUCCUCGUAAACUACAUGGAAUCAUUUAUUAUUUAACAUAGUUUUAUGCUUACAAAUCGGCACAUAUAUAUAUUCACGGUAAUAAUGUGUAGUAACAGGAGCAGCAGUGAGUGUCGAAAGCAGGUUAACAACAGUAACAAUAAUUAACAGAUCACACUAUUACUAUGUCUCCUCCAGAACUAUGUAUUGUACUUUUACUAAUAACAAUUGAUCGGUCUAUGUAUUAGCACUGAGUUGUGUUCCGUAUACGAUUCAAUUAGAUUCGAUUGGCUGAGUUGAGAUUGAGAAUGAAGUGGCGACUGUGACUGAGACCGGGUUCCAAUAAUUAGACGACAGCUUGUUAGUUUAUGCCUACGCUAUUUUGUUUAAAUUAUCAGUGAAAGCAGUAGCAUGUUAAAGGUUUGUGUACACUUGAAAGGUCAUUGUUUUGCAAACACGCGCCCACUAGGAUCGAUUCUUGUUAUUAUUAUAUUAUGUCUGGUUAUGUUUUCAACUAUCAACACUCAACACGCCUCAAAUUGUUUCAAGCCAAGCGUUGGGCUCAGUGCGCGCUAAAAACUCUAAUUUAUACUCGUAUUAGCUAACCGUAGUUUUUACCAACUAGCAGUUACCCCCUAACCAUUGUUUAGUUUAAGACCCAUUCAGUUUUAUCCGCACACACAUUCACACACUGAUUUCUAUGCCGCAAGCACGCAGUACACGCAGGAUAACACACACAGUAGACACGCCGCGUAUUUUUGUAACAUCCUCAUGAACUAUAUGCGAAAAUAAAUGUUAUAUUUAUAAAUCAA